Molecule: messenger RNA, 3215 nt
Organism: Salvelinus sp. IW2-2015
Lineage: Eukaryota; Metazoa; Chordata; Actinopteri; Salmoniformes; Salmonidae
Product: opioid growth factor receptor-like protein 1
Cellular component (GO): membrane
Molecular function (GO): opioid growth factor receptor activity
Source: RefSeq, a predicted model, not a curated record
GCAUUUAGGGGUGUGUUCACCGUGUACUAGCAAGUCUGGAUCGGGAUUUUCCUCAGCCUGCCAUUUAAACGCCACACACUAACCGUGGCACAGCAGGCCGACUGCACGGCAAAAUAUGUAGGCUAGAAGGACAUAGAGGACGGCGCGACUCGGUGUAGGCGGGUAAAUGGGAAAUCUGAUGGGCAGUUUGCGCUACAAGGAGCCGAGAACUGUGGAGGAAUGCGACUCGACAUGGGAGUCAGACUCGGAAAGCGACGAGCAGCCGGGUGAUGAGGACAGCGGGAUAUCGGAGUGUGUCAGCCGGACUGAGACAGGGAGAUGCGGCGAACAGGCGAACAUGUCCCCGAAGCUCUCUGACUCUAAGUCCAGCACCAAGAUGAAGAGAAGUUUUUAUGCUGCAAAGGAUCUUUACAAAUACCGCCACAGCUACCCGAACUACAAGGAGCCCCGGUUACCUAAUGAGUACCGCAACCUUCGCUUCUACCUGAACAAGAUCCCUCUAAUACCAGACGGUAUCUUCAUUGAGGAGAUCCUGACCAAAUGGAGAGGAAAUUAUGACAAACUGGAGCACAAUCACACCUACAUACAGUGGCUUUUCCCUCUGAGGGAGCAAGGGCUCAACUUCUAUGCUCAAGAACUCACUCAGGAGGAGAUCAAGGAAUUCCAAAGCACUCGGGAGGCCAAGCGGCGAUUUCUGCUGGCGUACACACUCAUGCUGGAUUUUUACGGGAUCAAACUCCUGGAUAAAAGUGGGAAUGUCGCCCGAGCUUCCAACUGGCAGGAACGCUUUCAGCACCUCAAUGAGUCCCAGCAUAACUAUCUGCGGAUCACGCGCAUCCUCAAGUCUCUGGGUGAGCUGGGCUUUGAGGCCUUCAAGGCCCCCCUGGUGCGUCUGCUGCUGGACGAGGCUCUGUGCCGGGGCACCCUGCCCAACAUGCUGCACAGCACCCUAGAGUAUUACGUCUACACCAUCCGCCUCCGCUCCCACCGCCGCAGCCUGCUCCGGUACGCCCGCCAGCACUACCAGCCGGCCAACACCUUCCUCUGGGGGCCCCCGGCCAGGAGGAGAGGAGCUGAGGCAGGGCCAGGAGGCAGGGUGGCAGAACCCACCCCAGAGAGGGAGAGGAGAGGAGGAGAUCCGCAUAGGGCUCGUAGUCCACUUACGAAGAAGGACUCAGUGGGGGGUGGGGGAGGAGAUGGGAAGGGAACCAAGGGCUAUACCGUCUCCACCAAAACCCUCCAGGAGGUGGUGAUGGAGAGGGGUAGGGGGGACAGGGGCAAGUACAUCGAGACUGUUCCACUGUAGGACUGUAGGGAGAUUAGUUUUAUGAAGAAGUGGUGUAUUGGUGUCUUGAUGGAUUGGGGGGUGGGUGGGGGAGUUAUUGUAGCAAUACUGGCUCAUGCCAUGUUUUUAUGGACUCAAAAGUCGUAGCUAAGUUGUAGUAGCUAAGUUUAGUAUGCAGCACAAUCCUUAACGUUAAACUACUCUUGCAAUGUUUUCAAUCUGUCACUAUGUCAUUCUUCCUUUUGUGUGGAUUGACUGCACUUGGUAAUCCACUAAUUGUACAGAACCUUCUAGCCAAGCAGAUCACAUGUAGGGCUUAGCAUACUACAAGCAGCCUGAUUGGUUGGAAGUAUGAAACAAAUAAUCUGAUAGGAUAUGAACAGCUGCUUGAAAGGGCGGCUGCUGUGUGGAAUCUUGCACCUUUGACAAUCUGUCUUCCUAUAUGAAAUAUCUCUUGUUACUUCCUGAGCUGAUCUUUCUAUUGACAGCUGAGCCUGGCGAUGACGGUGAAACUUUGGGUGUCGGAUCCCAUCUUCCUACACAAAGCCUUCUGUAGCUUUCCGAGCAGCCAAGCUAGUCAGACGCACAGGCUCAUAUGAGCUUUUCAGGUAUACUGUAAUGUGAUCGAUAAUAUGGGCUCAAAUAUUAAUACUGUAGCUAUCAGUGUGUUGAGACUGUAGUGUGUGUGUGUGUGCUAGGCAAUUUGUGUACUACUAUCUGAAGUGCCUCUUUUUCUAUUCAUCUUUUACUGGUUGAUUGUGUGCCAUUAGGGAUGUGUGUGUACUUACCAGUGUUUGUGUUAAAGGGUGUUUUCGUGUAUGAAUUUGGUUACCUGAUGGGUGUUAGCGAAAAGGUACGUUUUGCUUUCACAAGGACAGACCGUGACCAUUUCAGUGUACCGGUGUGCUUAUAACACGCAAAUAACUUGAAGGCAGCUUGACAUAGCUCUUUUUUGAAUGGCACACUUUUCACAUGAUUCACGGUAACGGGUGACAACAAUACCUGGCACUUGGGUCCUGAAUCCUGGACCAAUCUAUUGGGGACGUGCCAGACUUUAAUUUGAUCCGAAUCCAGGAUGGUGAAAUGCCAGUUUUUUUUUUUUAUUGGGAAAAGAAAAUGCAUAACUGUUGUAUGUAGAUACAAAUAAGCAUUUAUAGUAAAGCCUAUACACACCUUAUUAUUCAUACAGACAGAUUUACUCACUCUGUCCCUCACCCAUAGACCCAUACACAAUAGAGUAUCUCUUCUUUGUAUACAGUGCAUAUCUGUUUUAUAGGAUUUCUCUCUCUCACACUCUCUCUUUCUCCUCCUACUCUUCAUCUACCACUUCUUCCGCAAUUGCAAGAAUUAAAGGAGGCUGAGUGGAUGGCUUGAAUCCAACUCUCUUUCUUUCUUGUUCUCUCUCAUUUUGUCUCCUUAUCUCUAGCCAUACAGUUGGUUGGCAUUGGCGUAUUGAAAUAAUGUGCCAAUGAAGACCAGUUAAAAUGCCUCKURCCCCCCCCCCCCCCCCKRCUUUCAGAGGAAAUCUAGAUUAUGAUAAAGAAGAAUCUAUUCCCUCUCUGUUUCUCUCCAGACCCUCAUUGUUUAACUGCCUCUAUUGUCAUCUGGGCUAAGAUGACGCAAUUUGGGAGGGGAUGGAGGAUUGGCACGAGAAACAGGCAUGAGGAGAGGGACUAACUGUAAAUCGAGUCUAUGGAAUGCUGGAAACUCUUCAAAUGUUUUACUUCCAUAUACAAUGUAUAGUGGUCUGUUUCAGGGAUAGAUGCAUCUCUCUAUCUCUGUCUGCGUCCAUACUUGUGACUGACUUGUCUUUGGAUGUGUAAAGGUUCAAUACAUAAGUAUGUUUUGUAACUUGUAUCAAUUCUUAUGAUUUGUAUAGAAAGUGUGUCGAGACAAAUUUUUUGCUGUAUUAAAAUAUGGCAAGUCAAAA